Messenger RNA from Brenthis ino (lesser marbled fritillary), 7614 nucleotides. The record is from the annotation of a GenBank genome assembly. Lineage: Eukaryota; Metazoa; Arthropoda; Insecta; Lepidoptera; Nymphalidae.
AUGCGGUUAAAUUGUGUGUUUGCUAUAAUACAGUGCUAUCUAUUUAUUGGCUCUUUCGCGAAUUUAAAAGUUGAGCAAAAAGAGAAAUUUUUAAAUGGAUUCCUUAACUACUUAAAUAAUUUGCCCAAUCAUCAGUAUAAUUAUGAAGGUGUUAUUAUUGAUGCGCAAAAGAUUAAUGAUGAAAGCUAUUGUUAUAAAAUAGAAGCCACCUUGAAAACUUUUGAAAAUUCCAAUUCACAAUCAAAAUAUGUUAAAUGCACUGCUACUAUACUAGACCUCGAAGAGGGUAUUAUUGUUCAGAAUGAUGAGUAUCACUGUGAAAAUAGUGAUUUUAGUCAGCAGAGUGAAAGUAAUACUGGGGAAGGAUUUGUAGAAGACGAAACUACUUCAACUCCAGUAGCUAUUGAAUAUGAACCAGUACAUUUGGAUAAUGAAGUGCAGCCUAAUUCUGGUGUUACAUCUGGUGAACAAUUCAUUGCAAUACCUAGAAGACAAACUGGUGGGGCCUGUGUAGGAUGCUCUAGUCAUGUAAAUCCAGAAGCUGCUGGAGUUAGCGAUUUGGCAGUAUUAGCUAUCAAACAUAUAGAUCGACAUGAACCUACUGUCAGGCACUUGCUUGAAGCUGUACUUGAUGUUGAAAGGCAAGUUCAAGUGGUGAAUGGAGUUCGAUACAUUUUAACACUUCAAAUUAAUUUCAAUAAGUGUACAUCUACAGAAUAUGAGUGCACCGAAAGUAAAAUUUGUAAAAUAUCAAUACUAGAAAAAACCUGGAUUAAAUUACCUGACGGUACAAAGUAUAGAGCUAUUUUGGCUAAUAACUGUACUCAGGAAUGGCAAUUUGGUGAUGAAGGUGAAUAUAUUCCCAGUAGUGAUGUAAACAAUGAAAAUAAUGAUAUUGAUAUCCAUCCUCCAUCAAGUACUAAUGAUCAAGUUCAUGAUAAACCAACACCAGAUUAUGAUAAAAUUGCUAAUACUGGCUCAGUAGAUGAAAUUCUUAAAGCUAUACAUAAUACAGAUGUUCAAGCUCUACCCCAACAAGAGAAAACAUUAACUGAAAUGGAUAUAAAAAACUUAGAACAACAGAUAAUUCCUUACGAGAAAUUUCAUCAAAAAUAUCCAGUGCCUUCUGCAGAUGAUGCAAAAAAUCCAAAGCCAUCAAAUUUACAUAUUGAUAAUCUUUCAGACACUGAAACAGUGAAGCAAUACACUGGUGGUAGUUCAGCUCAAUACAAACCUUCUGAAUAUGAAGUAAAAUCGAGUUUUAUAAGUGAUGAUAAAAGGAAAGCAAUAGAUGACUUAAUAAAUUUUUUCAAUUCUGCUGGGUUUGAUUACAAUCAGGGCUUUGCAAGAAUUAAAAGAAGUUAUGAUCAUGACUUAAAAGUAAUGUCUCUUGUUGAAAAAGUUCAUAAAAUAAAAAAAAAUAUUCACAAUGCAGAAAAAAUAUAUAUUUUGGCACAAAAAUUAGUAGAAUACUUAAAUAAAAAUAAUUUAGAAAUUGGAGACAGAGCUCUCGAAGAUGUUAUUGCUGCGGAAGAAGAAAUUGAAAAUUUACAACACUUCCUCUACAUCCAAAUCCGUGUAGGUAUUCCUUGUGAGCAUAAUAAAUGUAAAAGUAAGGAACUACUAAAUAAAAUAUGUAAUGGUAUUAUUGAAACUACUAAUGAAGCAGAUCCACAAUUCUUAAGUGCUUUUUGUUAUGAUGAAAAAACGAAAAAAUUACAAACACGUAAAGCUGAGAUGAUUCCAUUUAAUGAUCCAUUUCUUCUAAGACUAUCUAAAGAAGCUUUAAAAAAAAUUGAAAUAGAAUCAUCACAUCCAAAUGCUUUAAAAAUUGAUAAAAUAUUGCAAGCAUUUACCCAAAAAGCUUCUGGUAGACUAACGAAAAUCACUUUAAAUCUUGUUUAUACAGAUUGUAACAAAACAGUUCCAUAUGUGAAAAGAACAAAUUGCUCUAUAUUAGAAAAAAUGGAUUUUAAUGUGUGCGAAGUGAGUAUUCAUGAAAGACAUUGGCUUAAAGAGAAAACAAUCUCAUAUAAAUGUACACCACAACAUUAUGGUGAAAGUUUUUCAAAAACAGAUAAAUUGAUUGACUUACAAGAAGCUAUGAACGAUCCUAAAGUUUUAGAAAUGAUAGAAGAAGCUGUGCAAUAUUUAGAACUUCAUUCAAACAGAAAUAACAGACAAAGGGCUAACAAAAUAAAUUCGGUGAAAACUCAACUUGUAGGAGGAUUACUCACUCAGAUUAAUUUCGAUGUAGCUUAUACUAGGUGCUCCUACGAAGAUAAUGUUGAUUUAAAUGCUUGUGAUCUUUUGGAGAAUGAACCUCUGCGUAAUUGUAAAGUGCAGGUAUGGGAUCGCCCUUGGCUGGAAGACGGAAGACAAAUGAGAGUUUUUUGUGAUGAAACUACUGAAAAUGAUAAACCAAGCAGACAAAAGAGAUCAUUAGGUGAAAAGGAAUUAGUAGGUGGACAAAAAGUAAUAGAUGCUACAGAUCCAAAAUAUACUCUAUUAGCAAAAGAAUCUUUACGUAAUUUUGUGGAAUCAAAUGGAGUCAUUGAAGAAUACGAGUUAGCAAUUGUCCAAAACGUAACUAUUCAAGUUGUUGCUGGUACGUUAACUCGAAUUGAUUUUAAAAUUCGUACUAAAAACGGUCAAGGUCCUGAAAUUCUUUGCCAUUCAAAGGUUUGGGAGAGAUUAUGGUUAAAUAGCACGGAAUAUACUGUAAAAUGUGAUGACUUUAAUGUUAAAACUCUAAAAAAGCGUCAUAUUUUGGGUGGCCAUAUAGCUCAAGAUCCAAAUAAUCCUGAAUAUAACGCAUUAGCUGAAAAAUCUUUACGAAAAUAUCUUGAAACUAUUGGUACAAAGCAACAUCACAAGCUGAUUCAAGUUGCAUCAGUAAAUACGCAAACAGUAUCAGGUAAAUUGAUCGAUCUCAAAUUUACAAUUUCACCCACUAAUUGUAAUUUGGACGAAAAAUUCGAGCCAACUUCACUGGAUUGCGAUGUAAUUGACGCUUCCAAUGUUCUGCUAUGCCAAUCUUUAAUUCAUAGACAAGUGUGGCGUCAUACAAAAGAUAUAGAAAUAGAUUGUAAAAAACAAGAUGAAAAUGAUAAACCAAGCAGACAAAAGAGAUCAUUAGGUGAAAAGGUAUUAGUAGGUGGACAAAAAGUAAUAGAUCCUACAGAUCCAAAAUAUACUUUAUUAGCAAAAGAAUCUUUACGUAAUUUUGUGGAAUCAAAUGGAGUCAUUGAAGAAUACGAGUUAGCAAUUGUCCAAAACGUAACUAUUCAAGUUGUUGCUGGUACGUUAACUCGAAUUGAUUUUAAAAUUCGUACUAAAAACGGUCAAGGUCCUGAAAUUCUUUGCCAUUCAAAGGUUUGGGAGAGAUUAUGGUUAAAUAGCACGGAAUAUACUGUAAAAUGUGAUGACUUUAAUGUUAAAACUCUAAAAAAGCGUCAUAUUUUGGGUGGCCAUAUAGCUCAAGAUCCAAAUAAUCCUGAAUAUAACGCAUUAGCUGAAAAAUCUUUACGAAAAUAUCUUGAAACUAUUAGUACAAAGCAACAUCACAAGCUGAUUCAAGUUGCAUCAGUAAAUACGCAAACAGUAUCAGGUAAAUUGAUCGAUCUCAAAUUUACAAUUUCACCCACUAAUUGUAAUUUGGACGAAAAAUUCGAGCCAACUUCACUGGAUUGCGAUGUAAUUGACGCUUCCAAUGUUCUGCUAUGCCAAUCUUUAAUUCAUAGACAAGUGUGGCGUCAUACAGAAGAUAUAGAAAUAGAUUGUAAAAAACAAGAUGAAAAUGAUAAACCAAGCAGACAAAAGAGAUCAUUAGGUGAAAAGGUAUUAGUAGGUGGACAAAAAGUAAUAGAUCCUACAGAUCCAAAAUAUACUUUAUUAGCAAAAGAAUCUUUACGUAAUUUUGUGGAAUCAAAUGGAGUCAUUGAAGAAUACGAGUUAGCAAUUGUCCAAAACGUAACUAUUCAAGUUGUUGCUGGUACGUUAACUCGAAUUGAUUUUAAAAUUCGUACUAAAAACGGUCAAGGUCCUGAAAUUCUUUGCCAUUCAAAGGUUUGGGAGAGAUUAUGGUUAAAUAGCACGGAAUAUACUGUAAAAUGCGAUGACUUUCAUGUUAAAACUAUUAAUAAACGUCAUGUUAAGGAUGUCCCAAAAUUCAAUGAUCUAAAGGGAUCUUCCAGGAAACCGAAUCCAAACAAUUCCGAAUAUAAAGAUUUGGCUGAAAGAUCAUUUAAAAAAUAUUUACAUAAUAAUAAAUUAAAAUUUAAUCAUUACAUUGUUGUAAAUCAAGUAAUCACUCAAGUUGUUUCGGGAAUCAUUUACAAAAUAGAUUAUGUUGCUAUGCCAAGGUCAUGUGCUUCAGAGAAUCAAAUAAAAUGCUCAGAAAGUGAAAAACUUUAUUGUUAUACUGAAAUUUUAGAUCGUCCUUGGGUAGGAGGUAGGAAAAUAAAUGUAGACUGUAAUGAAGGUAUUGAUAGCGAUGAGGAAGAAAUAAAUUAUAGAAAUGUACGAGAUAUUACUGGUGUCCCAAAAUUCAAAGAUAUAAAGAGAUCUCCGAGGAAACCGAAACAUGCAGAAUAUAAAGAAUUGGCUGAAAGAUCAUUUAAAAAAUAUUUACACAAUAAUAAAUUAAAAUUUCAUCAUUACAUUGUUGUAAAUCGAGUAAUCAGUAAAGUUGUUUCGGGAAUAAUUUACAAAAUAGAUUAUGUCGCUAUGCCAACGUCAUGCGCUUCAGAAAAUCAAAUAAAAUGUGCAGAAAAUGAAAAACUUUAUUGCUAUACUGAAAUUUUAGAUCGCCCUUGGGUAGGAGGUAAAAAGAUAGAUGUAGACUGUAAUGAAGGCAUUGAUAGCGAUGGCGAAAAUAUUAAUUAUAGAAAUAAACGUAAUAUUCGAUUAGGUGCACCAAUAGAAAAAAAUAUAAACGAUGAAUACAAAAUACUGGCUGAAAAAACGCUAAACACGUAUCAGGAUAUAUCAAAAACCAAGUAUGUCCACAAAAUAAUAAAAAUAUACCGUGUUACUGAAAAUAAUGUUCAAGGAAAGCUCAUUAAGCUAGAAUUUUCCGCGUCGCCUACAAAAUGUUUGAUAGCAGAUAGUGUAGUGGCUAAAGAAGAUUGCACUUUCUUAAGUCCUAAAAUGACAUUGCGUUGCGAAGCAGAAGUAUGGAACAGGCCCUGGUUGAAAUCAGAGUUAGAUGAGAUAAUUAUAAAUUGUAAGAAGGAAUACUCAAAACAAAUUAGUAAAAACUACCCAAAAAAAAAUGAACAAAUAAAACGAUCUAAGAGACAUAUCGUACAAUCUGAGGAUGACUAUAUUGAUGAAGAUACAAAAUAUUAUUACGCAGAUCGUGCUAUUAACGAGAUCAACGAUAAAGCUUCUACGAACAACUUGCAAAAACUUAUAACUGUACAUGCUUUUCAUAAUAGUAGGAACAUGGGAUUAAAUAUGGUUCAAAUGUACAUAGAAACAGCUUUCACUUAUUGUUUACGACAUCAAGAUGAAGCAGAACUACCAGAUUGUGAAGAAUUGUCUGGGAUGUACCACAGACUAUGUUACGUUAGACUGUGGCCACAAGCUGAUGAUGAAUUAGUUGUAGAUAAGAUUGUCAUAGUCUGUGACGAUGACAAAGAGUUUAAGAACGUAACAGGCCUAUCAAUAGACGUUUUAUUAAAAGAAUCUAUACAAGAGUUAGAAAGUUCACCGGAGCUUAAGUAUAAGCUUAUACUUUUAGGAGAACAAAUAUUAAUCCCUAGCUUUAAUUCCAAGAUACCAAUAAAAUUGAGCUUUUUAGUGAGCACUACAAAUUGCUCAAAAGACGUAGAUAUAGUACAAGCUCCUUAUGUAUGUGUUGUAGAUACUUCUAAACUGUCCAAAUCAUGCACUUCCUAUAUCUGGAUGACUAAAAAUUAUAAGAAAAUUAAAAAAAUAAGUGUUGUUUGUGGUCUGCCUCAAGAAAACCGUAGUAAACGAUCGAUAUCCUUAGAAGUGACAAAUGCUACAUCUGAUGAGAUAGCUAUACAAGAGUUAGUAAAAGAAUCAUUGGAAAAGCUAGAAAUGGCUUCACAAUAUAACUAUAAACAACGAGUUUUGCAAAUUAAUAGUUAUGAUAGUAAAAUAACUACGGGAAAGUUAACUGUGAUCGAUUUUGACGUAGGAUAUACGAAUUGUUUAAAGUUCGAGUGGGUGGAUGACAUUACGAAGUGCGAAUUUAUAGAACAUUUACCCCAAAGACACUGUACAUCCCAUAUCUCAGAACGUGUUUUGUUACAAAACGGAAGAAAAAUAGAAGUCGACUGUCACGAUAUAGAAGCUCCUCUAGAAGCUCACAUUGAAUUUGAUAAUCCAGAAAAUGCUAUGCGUUUAGCAGAUCAAGCGUUAAAACACAUUGAAGCAAAAUAUCUACAUCAAUUUAAACAAAAAGUAGUUAGGAUAUUGUCAAUAGAAAAACAAGAAAUAGCUGGUCUACAUUACAGGAUGAAGAUUGAAGUUGGGUUUACAGAUUGUUACGCUUUGAGUGUAAGAGAUGACUGUAAACUCAAUAAAAAUACUCAAAACAAACUGUGCAAUGUAAACGUUUGGUUGCGAACGUGGACAGAUCUUCCGCCUGUAUACCGAGUGUCAUGCGACCACCAAGACAUUGGUAAUACCGACCUCCACCUCGACAUGCAAGCGAGCUAUUUAUUUGCUGAUUUCUUGACUACUCAUAAGCCAGAGUAUAUGGAUGACCACGUUGAAACUCGAAAAAGAUACAACGUAUUCAGAGAAAAUUUAAAAAAGAUACAUGAUCUAAACACACAUGAAAGAGGUACUGCUACAUACGCCGUUACUAGAUUCGCUGAUUUAACAUAUGAGGAAUUUAGUCAAAAAUAUUUAGGACUGAAACCUAGUUUACGUAACAAUAAUCAUAUUCCGAUGACAAAAGCUGAAAUACCGCAGGUGCGGCUACCUGACAUGUUUGACUGGAGACAGUAUAAUGCAGUUACAGAAGUUAAAAAUCAGGGAUCGUGCGGUAGCUGCUGGGCUUUCAGUGUUACAGGCAACGUCGAAGGCCAAUGGAAGAUUAAGACUGGCGAUUUGGUGUCAUUGUCAGAGCAAGAGUUGGUGGACUGCGAUAAGCUGGACGAUGGAUGUAAUGGCGGCUUGCCAGAUAAUGCUUAUAGAGCAAUAGAACAACUCGGUGGGUUGGAAACUGAAAAUGAUUAUCCUUAUGAAGGGGAAAACGAUAAGUGUGUGUUCAACAAAACAUUAUCUAAAGUUCAAAUAAGCGGUGCUGUCAACAUCACUUCCAAUGAGACGGACAUGGCCAAGUGGCUUGUAAAAAAUGGCCCGAUUUCUAUAGGUAUAAACGCAAAUGCUAUGCAGUUCUACGUAGGAGGCGUGUCUCAUCCGUGGAAGGUUCUUUGCAGUCCUAACAAUUUGGACCAUGGUGUUCUCAUAGUCGGCUAUGGCGUUAAAAACUACCCACUGUUCCAUAAGCACCUUCCAUACUGGAUAGUGAAGAACUCGUGGGGCAAGUCGUGGGGCGAGCAGGGCUACUACCGCGUGUACCGCGGCGACGGCACCUGCGGGGUCAACCAGAUGGCUAGCAGCGCGGUUGUA